Mesorhabditis belari is the source of this 1044-nucleotide messenger RNA. NCBI's taxonomy places the organism in Eukaryota, Metazoa, Nematoda, Chromadorea, Rhabditida, Rhabditidae. The record is from the annotation of a GenBank genome assembly.
AUGCCACUAGGAAAAGCUACAGAGGUUGUCGCUUCCCUUGUCGUAGCCGGCGGUCUUGCUUGCACAUGGUGUGCCUCCACUCAAUUCAGUCGAGCCGCUCUUUCCGGUCAUAAAGAUGACUUCUCAGCUCCAUACUUUUUAAUGUGGUUUCAUACAAAUCUCAUCGUUUCCUGUUAUCCAGUCUACUUGCUUUCGGCCAGGAUACGAAAGAUGAAUUUGAAAGAAGCACAUGCAGAAGCACAACUAGUUUUUGGAGAAGCUGGACUUUGCUUUUGGUCAAUCGUCAAAUAUGUGCUACCAUUUUUGUUCCUGUGGACUGGAGCAAACUAUUUGUAUGCGAGAUGUUUAAGCCACGUUUCGGCUUCAAUAGCCACAUCGAUCAGCUCCGGAAAUGCGGCAAUGGUUUACGUUUUGGCGAUCUUCAUUCUCAGUGAACGUUUUCAUAUGCAAAAGGCAUUUGCCGUCAUUUUGGGUGUCGGCGGCAUUGUUUUGAUAUCGAUCGAUCCGAGUGAUAAAAGCGACGGACAAUGGGUCGGCUAUGUGUUGGCUGUAGUCUCGGCUUUCUUCUCAGCUUUAUACAAAGUGAUUUUUAAAAAGGUCAUUGGUGAUGCCACGUUGUCACAGGUCUCUCUAUUUAUGACAUGUCUUGGAUUUUUGAAUCUAACGAUCAAUGUGAUUCCGGCUUUUGUCUUGGCGUACACGGUGGAAACGUUGAAAUGGGCGUAUGUUCCGUGGGGCUUCAUCUUUGGUGGAGCAAUUUUGGCAUUGAUGUUCGACUUCUUGAUCAACUUCGGCAUCGCUCUUUUGAAUCCGCUAGUGAUCUCUGUGGGAAUGUUGGUGGGAAUUCCAGUGAAUACAGCCGUUGACAUGGUUCGAGGCAAAGUCUCAACAGAUUCUUGGUACAUUUACGUGGGAACAAUCCUUGUCAUUUUGUCUUUUAUGCUCAUUGUUGUACCGUGGCAGUAUAAUCCAGCUUGUCUGGAAAAGCCUGAUGAAGAAAAAGAAAAGGAUGACUCAAAAAUGGACAGUUCGUUUGGAGAAGAA